Messenger RNA from Andrographis paniculata, 1760 nucleotides. Its product is annotated as oxysterol-binding protein-related protein 4B-like. The record is from RefSeq and is a predicted model, not a curated record. The coding region runs from base 107 to 1276 and encodes 389 amino acids. NCBI's taxonomy places the organism in Eukaryota, Viridiplantae, Streptophyta, Magnoliopsida, Lamiales, Acanthaceae. Gene Ontology annotation, molecular function: sterol binding. Gene Ontology annotation, cellular component: membrane; intracellular membrane-bounded organelle; cytosol. The transcript is spliced from 7 exons.
AUAUGUCCGCUCUUCGAUUCCCGACGGCCCUUUCAAUAGAUUCUCUCUGCAUUUGUCUCUCUCUCUCCUCUGCAGGUUUGCUUCUGGUGCCGCUGAGAUCGCAUCAAUGGUAACAGAAGGGAACUUGAAUUUGAACACACAGCCUGUCUUGACUGCACCUUUGUCUCUCGAAUCCGAUGAUUCCUCCUCGGAUUCGAAUUACAGAGCUCCAAACGUUGUCAAGCGUGUCCUUAGCCUUCUCAACAAUGCUCGUACUGGAUCCGACUUGACUCGCCUCCAGCUUCCUCCAUUGUUCAACAUCCCGAAGUCCCAGCUCCAAUGCUACGGCGAAUCGGUAUACUCCGUCAACACGGACGUGUUGUCCAAAUGCUCCCAUGAGGAAACGCCCCUCGCCCGAUUCAUAUCCGUUGUCGCGUGGAGCAUCUCCACCGUUCGCCCCCUUGCCUUCGGCUUGGCCCCUUACAACCCCGUCCUCGGCGAGACUCAUCAUGUCUCUCGCGGCACGCUUAAUGUCCUUCUCGAACAGGUUUCGCAUCAUCCGCCGGUGACGGCGCUCCAAGCGACGGAUAAGAAACACAACAUCGAAAUGCUCUGGUGUCACUCCCCCUUGCCGAAGUUUUACGGCACCCACAUUGAAACGGAGGUGCACGGCAGCCGGCAAUUAAAGCUCCUCGACCAGAACGAAACGUACACGAUGAACUCCCCCAAGCUCGUCAUCAGACUCUUCCCGAUCCCCCGCGUCGAAUGGAUGGGGAACGUGCGAGUCCAUUGCCAAGAAACCGGCCUCGAAGCCGAUCUCUCCUACCGAGGGAACUCAUUCUUCCCGCGCCCGUCGAUGCACCGAUCGAUCAAAGGCACGAUCUUCCUCUCGUCAACAUCCGAGGCUCUGUGCGAAAUCAACGGCCAUUGGGACAGGACUGUCGCAGUAAAGAGCGUUGCGACGGGAGAGACAUCGAUCAUCUACAACGCAAAGGAAGCUCUGGCGGGGCUAAAAGCUCCGGUAGUCGACGAUCCAAAGGCGAUUUCGUCGAACGAGUCGACGGUCGUGUGGGGCAAAGUGAGCGAGGCGAUACUGCAAAAAGCGUGGGACAAAGCCCGGGAAGCCAAGAGUCGGGUCGAGGAAUGGCAGAGGCAGAUGGCUGUGGAAAGAUCGUCGAGCAGGCAAGAAUGGGCUCCGAAGCACUUUAUGGUGUCCCGAAGCGCGGAAACCGGGUGGGACUGCUCGCCGAAGAACAAUGCCGUUCCUCCGGCGCCCAUUCGCGCGCCCGACCGGUGAAGAUCAUUGAUCGAAAAGACGGUAAGUUUAUUGCAUCAUUCUACAUCUGUAAGCAUUCUUGUUCUUGUUCUUUGUGUAUAUUUAUGUGAGGAUACAUGAUGUUGAGGUGUUUUAAGGUAAUCAAUUCACAACACACAUACACGAACUCGUAAUAAAUAUUACAAGACGGUACGCGCUGUAAGGGGUGGCUGAGUUGGUAUGGUAUGAUGGCUCGGUAACCGUAAGGUUACUGAUUCUUUUACCUACCGAUAUUUUUUUGGUCAAAUUUGUCACACUUGGUUUGACUAGUGUGAUUUACCUGACUGGUAUCGUCUUGAAUAAACUUAUAAUAAAUAUUACAAGAUAGUAUGCCUGUUUAAGGAGUGAUUGAGUUGGUACGGUAUGAUGGCUUGAUAACCGUAAAGUUAUUGAUUUGAAUUCUACCGACCGAUGGUUUUUUGGUCAAAUUUGUCACAAUUGCUCUAGCUAGUGUGACUUACCUGAC